This is a messenger RNA of Monopterus albus (swamp eel), 2419 nucleotides long. It is a transcript of the gene trim59, whose product is annotated as tripartite motif containing 59. The record is from RefSeq and is a predicted model, not a curated record. Gene Ontology annotation, biological process: protein monoubiquitination. Gene Ontology annotation, molecular function: ubiquitin protein ligase activity; zinc ion binding. The coding region runs from base 41 to 1408 and encodes 455 amino acids. The transcript has 5 exons. Lineage: Eukaryota; Metazoa; Chordata; Actinopteri; Synbranchiformes; Synbranchidae.
UACUAAGGGCACUUGAAGGGAGCAUGAGAAGGAACAGGAAAUGAGAGCUGUGUUUUGGACAAGCACUUUUUUUCCGAGCAUACGUCCUAAACCUGGGCCCCCCGUCUCCACCAUGGACAACCUAGAGGAGGACCUGACAUGCUCCGUGUGCUACUCUCUGUUUUCUGACCCACGAGUCCUGCCUUGCUCACACACAUUCUGUAAGACCUGCCUGGACAACUUGGUCCAGGUGUCCACCAACUAUUCCAUCUGGCGUCCUCUCCGCAUGCCGAUAAAAUGCCCCAACUGUCGCAGUGUGAUGGAGCUGCCUCCGACGGGCAUUGACGCUCUGCCUACCAAUGUAUCUCUACGGGCCAUCAUCGAGAAAUACCAGAGGGACAGUGAGCCACGACCCCCCUCUUGUCAGGAGCACCACAGGCAGCCUCUGAACAUGUACUGCAUCCAGGACCGAGAGCUGAUCUGUGGGCUGUGUCUGACUGUGGGGCAGCACCAGGGCCACCCCAUAGAUGACCUGCAGGCAGCUUUCAUCAGAGAAAAACAGACCCCAUCGCUGCUGCUGGCCAGGCUCUCUGAGCACAGAUGGGCACAGGUGUGUGAGCUGGGGGAGCAGCUGGAGCAGGAGAGGGCCCGCUGUGAGAGCCUGGUGAGGCAGGACCGACAGGAAGUUAAUCAGUUCUUUCAGACGCUGGAGGCGGUGUUGGCCAGGAAGAGACAAGCCUGCCUGGAGGCUCUGGAUAAAGCAGGUGCAGAGGUGCUGCAGGCCUAUGACCCACUCAUCCACAGAGUGAAGGAGCUGCAGGAAGAACAGCUGGAUCUGGUGUCCUUGGGUUCAUCAGUAGAAGAGGAGGAUUCACCGCUGAUCUUUCUGGAGAAGUUGCAUUUGUUCAGAGAGCGGAUGGAGGAGUUUAUUAAAACCCCUCUACCCUCGGUGACAAACCUCUCCAUCACCCCACGGGCAGCAGAGUACCUUCAGCAGCAAUGGGCCUCUGUGACCAUUGGGAGCCUGGAGGAAGCACCUGUUCCCAAGGUGUGCUGCUGCGCCAGAUGUGGCAGUGUGGAGACUAAGGCUGGAGGAGAUCAGUCUGACAGCGGGGUGCAGGACCUGUGGUGUGAGCUGCAGCCCACUUCUUCUGUGGUGCUACUGGGGCUGCUGCUGCUGCUGCUGUUGGCACUGCUGUGGGUGAACCCAGUUGGUGGGGCAUCGCUGGGCUUCUCUCUCCUGUCUCGGGUCAGCCAGUUAGUCCACGGCUUGAGCAGUGAACUCAUCACAUGUGUCUGGGACACGGCAGGCUUGGCAUACACAGUGAUGCAGGCUGCUGUAGAUAGAUGGAGCUCACAACUCUCCUCAGUAGGUGAAAAAGCAUUCAAGCAACUGGCCGCCUGGUUUAAAACUCUGACAUCUCACUGAAACAGCCUCAACAGGAACCUUGAACCCUCAUCUUCUGUUUAGAAGCUGAGAAAUUCUCACCUCCCCAUUCCUGCAUUAGCAGGAAGAAGUCCAUCAAAUAUUCCUUCUCAUUCUGGAGCUGGACCCUUCCACACCGAGAAUAUGUUGCCAGUUUCAAAAUGAAACAAGGUUUUCUUUUUAUCUUCGGGUCCACACUGAACCCACAUGGUGACAGAGAAAACGGAGUGGAGCACCUCGCUCCUUUGUGCUUAGAUUUAGUGCUGAAAUGCAUUAACAGUAACAAGCACUAGUACACUAACUAUUCUGGGCUGAUUUAGUUUAAAAAAAAAAACUGAUCUAUUAGCCAGCACACGUAGAUGCUAAUGUAAACUUAAGGCUGGAUUUUACAUUUUAGCAUAAUCUCAGAGCUCCCCAGGGGUCCUAUUGCAAACCUGGGCAAAGCAUGUGAUGCGAGUCAUUUCUGUGCUUGAAACCUGCACAGGAAAUUCUAGUAGUUUUGUCAAAUCCUGUAGAAUCCUUCUGUAGUAUAUGUAGCUGUAUAUCUUUUUGUAGAUUGAACUGCAUUAUUGUCAGGUGUUGUGUUGAUCUUUAAGGUGUAUUUUGCCAGGUCCUGAUGGUUAUAUUGCUUAACAAGCAUUUUUCAUGUCACACACUAAUUGAAAAUCCUUAUGCCUCUGUUAUAAAUGGUGCCUAGAGACUGUUAUAACAUUUCCCAUCAUCCAGUGGGACAUCUCAAUAGCUUUCCCAUGAGACAGAGCUCAGCAAUGUGUAUCUUGCACACCACUGACUGGAGCAGCAGUGUCAUGUAGAUCCUGCAGCGUAGAAUCAGACAGUGCGGCGGCCUUAUAGCCUCCACAGAUCAUGUUGCAGUGAUGCUCUUACUGUGCCUUUCACCCAUCAUGCCUUUACCUCACCCCCACUUUACAGCCUUAUUGUAGUGGACUGGUGAUUCUAUCAGGACCAACAUGUCUCGCUUAGAGCAGUGCACUGAUAUGUGUUAAAAAAAAAAAA